Messenger RNA from Debaryomyces fabryi, 432 nucleotides. RefSeq lists its product as uncharacterized. Lineage: Eukaryota; Fungi; Ascomycota; Pichiomycetes; Serinales; Debaryomycetaceae. The record is from RefSeq and is a predicted model, not a curated record. The coding region runs from base 1 to 432 and encodes 143 amino acids. The transcript has a single exon.
AUGUUGAAACCGCAACCAUUAGGUGACGGAAAGUAUGCGAUAUUUAAUGUUUUGAAACCAGAAACCGAAAUUCCAUAUUUGGACACGAAAGAUGCUGGCAAGUUUGUGGGAGCUAUCCUUAAUGAUCCCGAAAAGUUUAAUGGGAAAGUCCUAUAUGCGUCAAAUGGUAUGUAUUCGUUUGAUACCUUAGUAAAGACAAUCACAGAAGUUUCUGGGAAACCUGUAAGUUAUAUACAAAUUCCAGCAAAUACUUUCAAAGAACAACUACCAGCUCCUAUUGCUGAGGGGAUAACGGAAAUGUUCCAAUUUAAUGAUAAAUAUAAUGCCUAUGGUCCCGAAACAAAGGAAAAGGCCGAAUGGGGGAAGCAGCAAGUUCCUGAAAAACUUAGCACGUUGGAAGAGUUCUUUCAGAGGAAUCCUCUAGGAUUAUAG